Cyprinus carpio (common carp) is the source of this 2018-nucleotide messenger RNA. It is a transcript of the gene ptger1a, whose product is annotated as prostaglandin E receptor 1a (subtype EP1). Gene Ontology annotation, cellular component: plasma membrane. Bases 205 to 1326 code for a protein of 373 amino acids. The transcript is spliced from 2 exons. Gene Ontology annotation, molecular function: prostaglandin E receptor activity; thromboxane receptor activity. NCBI's taxonomy places the organism in Eukaryota, Metazoa, Chordata, Actinopteri, Cypriniformes, Cyprinidae. The record is from RefSeq and is a predicted model, not a curated record. Gene Ontology annotation, biological process: inflammatory response; adenylate cyclase-activating G protein-coupled receptor signaling pathway; positive regulation of cytosolic calcium ion concentration.
UGCUCUGUUUUUCUACAAAUGAUUAAAACAAUUCAGUAAGCAUAAAAGAGAAAGUUGUACCUUUAAAAUGCACUUAAUGGCUACACUUGUUUUUGAUUUCUUGGUGUCUUUCAAAUGAUCUGUUCUAAGACAUAAUUCUCCAUCCUGUCAGCAGCUCUACAUGAAGAUGGGAGCCCCACAGCUAAACACUCCUCUGAGUUAGCCAUGCAUCACUGCAAUUCAUCAGGCGCUGCGCCACUCAGCCCAUUUUCCAAUGACAGUCAAUGGGAAGGACAGCCGACCUCUCCAUCACUUGCCGACUCCGAGAAUGUCACCUCGGAGAGACCGAUCCUGAGCGGCCCUAUAGCUGCGAUGCUCUCGAUGACCCUAGGGAUCCUGUCUAAUAUUGUGGCUUUAUUCAUCCUGGCAAACGCAUACGCCCGCCUACGUCGACGAUCCAAAGCAUUUCUCCUGUUCGCCAGCUCUUUGGUGGCCACGGACUUUGUGGGGCAUGUCAUACCUGGUUCAAUAGUAAUGAGGCUGUAUCUUUCUGGAGGUGUACCCUCUGAAGAAUACAACCAGGCGGACCCAUUAUGUCAGUUUCUAGGAGGCAGCAUGGUGUUUUUCGGACUGUGUCCACUCUUUCUUGGUUGCGCCAUGGCAGCUGAGAGGUGUUUAGGGGUGACAAAGCCACUGCUCCAUGCUUCGCUGGUUACAACCACAAGGACUAAGCUCUCACUUUCUGUUAUUUGGUUAGCAGCUCUUUGCAUUGCUCUUCUGCCCUGCUUUCAGCUGGGUUCAUAUACAUACCAGUAUCCUGGAACCUGGUGUUUCAUUAAAGUGCUGGAGGACACAGAGAAGGCAGACGUGGCCUUUGUUAUGUUGUUCUCAGGACUGGGGUUGACAUCCCUUGCUGUUGCUUUGGUGUGUAACACCAUAAGUGGACUGACGCUGGUGUUAGCGAGGAUACGAAAGAAACCCUGUAACCGUAGAUCAGCUAGAUCCCAUGAUAUUGAGAUGGUGGUGCAACUUGUAGGCAUAAUGGUCACAUCUUGUAUCUGCUGGAGCCCUCUUCUGAUUAUUGGCCUAAUUACAGUGAAACAGUCAUACGAGGGCUCUAUUGGAGAUGACCUUGCCACCUAUAAGACCCUAAUGAUAAUGGGGGUGCGGAUAGCAUCCUGGAACCAGAUACUGGACCCAUGGGUCUAUAUUCUUCUUCGUCGUUCCGUCCUCCAAAAGAUUUACUUAAUUACCAAACGUCCAACGGACUUUAAGGAAAGCACUUUUCGCUGCUGGGAGAUCCAUUCCUUCCCCAGCUCUGAGAAGAAUCCUGUCAGUAGAAUCUGAAUCUGAGUGUGCAUCAAUAACAACCGGAGGCCUACACAGUCAGCUCUACCACAGAGGAUCUCACCGGACCCCUUUAUUACAGCAUGGACUGCACUCUCUAUGUUAAGAAUGUAUUUAUUUUAGCAAAUUUGCACAAAGGUAAAUAAAGCAUGAGAUGAACAUUCCUAUUACUUCCUGUAAAACACUAAUAAUAAGAUUCUGGCUGAAUACUUUCACGCCAGUUGAAACAGAGCACAGCAAUUAGCUAUUUGCUCUCUUGAGCCCUCAAUACAGAAAAUACACUGGUGUUAGUAAUUGAAGCAUUAAUUCAGCCAGUGUUGUAGCUUUAGAUCUGAGACAGUGUUUUUAUGUGUCCCCCAUGAUGACGGCCCUGAGCAUGAAAACCCGACAUGACAGUAACAAGAGGCACAAAAAAUAUUUUAAUCUUUGUUUUACCGAAAAGAAAUGUUCACCUAAUCAGAUUUUGUACAGCAUGAUCAUCAACCAUAUAUUAACUGUGGUGAACAUUAUUUCCCCUCACAGAAGGGGAAGACAGUUUUCCUUUAUGUUUGUCUUGCAUAUAUGUUACUGUGCAAAAAUGUGAAUAAUAAUGUUCAUAUUGUUGUAUAAUUUAUUUCUUGUGUUAUCCCUCCAAUUUUCUGGAGGCUUUUAAUGUUGUUUUUUUAAAUCGAAAAGCAUUAUAAUAAAACAAA